Molecule: messenger RNA, 2682 nt
Organism: Eleginops maclovinus (Patagonian blennie)
Lineage: Eukaryota; Metazoa; Chordata; Actinopteri; Perciformes; Eleginopidae
Product: solute carrier family 25 member 44-like
Exons: 4
Coding region: 263-1201 (312 amino acids)
Biological process (GO): transmembrane transport; branched-chain amino acid catabolic process; branched-chain amino acid transport
Cellular component (GO): mitochondrion
Molecular function (GO): branched-chain amino acid transmembrane transporter activity
Source: RefSeq, a predicted model, not a curated record
GAAGAAGAAGAAACUCUACCGUGUCAUUGGUUGUUUGAUCAGCAUGUCGUUUGAAUGGGAAGCGGAAGUUGGCUGAGUUGCUAAAGGGAAGCUAACUACGACUAACGUCCUUAACAUAUAUGUAAGAACCUGUAAAAAUUGCAUUUUUUUAAAUCGACCGAUAACAUAAUGUUUAAAGUCAGACCACCAUUGUCCUGACCUUGUAAUAAACAUUUGUACGAAAAGGAAUCAGUCUGAUGAAGGCUCACCUACAGCUGGCAGGAUGCAGCAGAAAAGGAACAUCCAGAUCAUCGAGUGGGAGGACCUCGACAAAAGGAAGUUCUACUCUUUCGGGGUGUUCAUGACAAUGAGCAUCCGGGCCACUGUCUACCCGGCUACUCUGAUCCGCACCCUGCUGCAGGUGCAGAGAGGCACAUCACUGUACAACGGCACCUUUGAUGCUUUCUUCAAGAUUCUGCGGGCUGAGGGUGUUCGAGGCCUUUAUCGUGGAUUUAUGGUCAACACCUUCACACUCAUCUCAGGCCAGGCUUACAUCACCACCUAUGAGCUGGUGAGGAAGUAUGUCUCCCAGUAUUCCGAUGACAAUACGGUCAAGUCCCUGGUGGCAGGCGGCUCAGCCUCUCUGGUGGCUCAGAGCAUUACCGUUCCUAUAGAUGUGGUCUCUCAGCAGCUGAUGAUGCAGGGCCAAGGGGAGCACCUCACCCGCUUUCGUCUCAAUGCUGACGAAAAGUCAAAAAAAAUGUUCGGCCAAACCAGGACCAUCAUGGCUCAGAUUUUUGCUGCUGAUGGUUUCCGGGGCUUCUACAGGGGAUAUGUGGCAUCUCUGCUCACCUAUAUCCCAAACAGUGCCGUCUGGUGGCCUUUUUAUCAUUUUUAUGCCGAGCAGCUCUCUAAACUGGCUCCCAGUGACUGCCCUCAUCUGAUUCUACAAGCCAUGGCCGGACCUCUGGCUGCCGCUACUGCCUCAACUGUCACCAACCCAAUGGACGUGGUCAGAGCCAGAGUGCAGGUUGAAGGGAGAUCUUCUGUCAUCGAGACUUUCAACCAGCUGAUUAAAGAGGAGGGCUGUUGGGGACUGACCAAAGGACUGUCCGCACGCAUCAUUUCGUCCACACCCACUGCCAUCGUCAUGGUGGUCGGCUAUGAGACGCUGAAAAAACUGAGUUUGCGACCGGAGCUGGUGGACUCGAGACACUGGUAGAAAAAUUCUGCUCUGAUGAUAUAUGGACCACGUGCCAGUUUAGCGCUAAUGAGACCUUGUGUAAAAACUCUGGAUUACAGAUUUUCUUUUAAAAGAACAACCUGGGGAACAAAAUGAAAUCAGGACACUGUAGAUACAAUUACCUGUGUGUCCAACGAAUGUGAGCAUUCAAAGAUAAUACUCUUAGAAAACCUAGCGGCCAUUGACAUUCACACCAGAUCCAGGUUCAGUUUGUAUUGCUGCUUAACAUGGCUGAUGCUAUUUAGUGUAAUAUAAAGGGGGUGAAUAAAAUGUUGCUUUUACACUGGAAGAUGCCGACACAUUUAUCCAACUUUUUAGACAAUUGAUUUUGCACGCUGUACAAUCAUGUUCAAGCUUCUUUGCGGUGGAGAAAAGUUAAAUUGAUUCCUGAUAAAAUGUUUUUAUCUUUGAUAGUUUGUGCGACAGAUUGCUGUUUGAGCGGUCCCAAAGCCAAGUGCUGUUGGCCACGCGUAAAUAAAGAAAAAAGAGUGGUUUUGAUCAGGCUUCAGAUAAAGGUCAUAUAAUGUAUUAUGACAUAUUCAUGUCAGUAAUAAUCAAAGGUUUGUUUUCCUUCACUUUGUCACUGGCAUCUAUGUCUUGUUCCUUUCCUUGGGCCUUUUCUUUUUUUAAAUAUUUGCCUUCAUUGUAUAUUCAAGAUGCAAUAUCUGCUAUUUUUGCUGUUUGUGUGAGAAGACUAGGUGUUGGAAUCUGUGUGUCAUGGCAGCCUGUGUUGUUGGUGUAUUUAAUUUACUGAUGUUUUGUAGCUGCACAAAAAAAAGACUAUAAAUUCCACGCAAAACAGUAAACGUACAUACAAUAUUUGAUCAGCAUUUGUUUGUAACAUUCUAAUAUGCUGUUUGUUUGAUAUUGUAAAACAUAAUGCAGUGAUCGCCCGGGUCAAUAAAUGAACUUGUGUCCUGGAUGCUUCCAGGAAAUGGAGAAUGAUUGAGGUUGUUCAGUUUUAACCUGAUUGAAGGAAAGCCGAAAUAAUACUUUUUCCAUCUUGUGAUAGUACAUCUUUUUGUGCAAUAUUCUAAAUAAGUUAUCCUUUUCGGCACAAAAUGUGAUUGUAUAUUAAUUGUAAAUUGUGUGACUAAUGUGAUAAAGGAAUGCAUCAUACCUUAUUUAUUUUCUUUAUUUAUUUUGGCGAGCAUGAACACAGAAGUGUUCCACUUUCAAAUGAUGCUUAAGACAAGUUAAAUGCUGUCACUGUAUUUUCAUCAAGGACAAAGCUGAAUGGCAAGGGGCGGUGUUUGUUUGACUGAAGUUAAAUUCCUUUAUCUGCAUUUGUUUAAAAUGAAGCCCUAACAACCCGUACGGUUUUCUGAAGUUCUAUAUAAAUCUGCUCUUAAACCGUGCCAAGAUGUAACACCCGAUGAACUCUGUUUUACUAAAGUCUGCAAACCCUGUUUGGAAAAGAGAAUCUGUCUUUAAUAAAAAUGACUAAAGUCUGGAAUUGA